Molecule: messenger RNA, 2292 nt
Organism: Xyrauchen texanus (razorback sucker)
Lineage: Eukaryota; Metazoa; Chordata; Actinopteri; Cypriniformes; Catostomidae
Gene: kazald2
Product: Kazal-type serine peptidase inhibitor domain 2
Exons: 4
Coding region: 251-1162 (303 amino acids)
Biological process (GO): regulation of signal transduction; regulation of cell growth
Cellular component (GO): extracellular region
Molecular function (GO): insulin-like growth factor binding
Source: RefSeq, a predicted model, not a curated record
CUGUGUCACAGCAACACAGGUCAGUUUAUAAGGAUAAUCUGCAACGAGACAAAAGAAGCCUGGAAUUUUCAAGACUGUAUUUUGGGACUUAUUUCAGGCCUAGUAACUGGUGAGGACUCAACUCAAGCCCUCCAAGAUUUGGCCUGCUACACAAAUACAAAAGUUACUUCUGCUAUCCAAAACAGGGACACGGUUCUAAAUAGGACCUUUUUUAAGUGACUUUGGCCCAGUAUAACCUUGAAAAAUCACAAUGCCUUGUUUACCACCCAUGCUAGUAUUGAUGCUAGUUUCAGUAUCUGUCUCUUACCAUUUGGAGCACGUAGGCCAUUUUGACUGGCAGAAGAGCAUUCGACCAGGGGAGGAUUGCCCUAAAAAGUGUUACCCUGAAAGAUGCCCAGAUGUCAGGCUGCUGCAGGGCUGUCCAGGUGGACUGGUGCGUGACCAUUGUAGGUGUUGUUGGGAAUGUGGGAAUGGUGAGGGUCAACUUUGUGACCCUGAGCUCCACACUGGGUCUACAUUCUAUGGCCGUUGUGCUGAAGGUCUUCGCUGCAUGGCUCCACACAGAUACAUAGCAGGUGAGCCCAGAGCGAUCUGCAUGUGCAGCAAGCACAAAGCUCUUUGUGGUUCAGAUGGGAAGACGUAUAAGAAUGUAUGCGAUUUGCGGGCAGCCCAACACAAGCAAGGCAAAGGUCAUAUACUGACAAUGGUACACCACGGACCCUGCAAGGCAAAGCCGGUUAUCAAUUAUGCUCCUCGUGACGUAAUCACACCCAAAGGAAGUGACGUCAUCUUUUCCUGUGAGGUUUCGUCAUAUCCAUUGGCCUCCAUUAUGUGGAGGAAAGAGGGGGAUACUGGUUCUUUUCCUGCUGAUGACUCAAGCACAGCUGUACAGGCCCGCGGAGGCCCGCGGCGGUUUGAAUUGACCAGCUGGCUCCAUAUUCAGGGAGUCGGUCUGAACGAUUCAGGUGUGUACAAAUGUACCGCCAGGAAUUCCUUCGGAGAAGUGUCUGCCUCUGCCAGAUUACAGGUUACGCACACAGGCUCUCAGUUGACCAAAGAUCUCCAACAGAAUGAAAAAGGAGCUUAUAAAAUAUUGGACGAAGAGGAGAACAUAGACGAUGAAGAUUAUGAGGGCCAGCCAAGUGGAUACAUGUAUUUGUAAGAUAUAGAGAUUAUAAAAAUAUUGAUGUUUUAUUAGGUUUGAAAUUGAAAAUCACAUUAAAUUUGUACCUUUAAAAUAAUUGUCGCCCUCUCCAAAGAUCUAUGUUUAUGUGUGUGCAUUGUAUAUAAAUCCAAAUAAUUCCAUUUACUCUUGAGAUUUGUACUUAAAAUAGAAUUUCAUUAAAUAGUUGCUUUACUAAUGCAUUCAUUUAUUGAGUCCUGUAAAAGUUAUCCUCCAAUUGUUCAUAACCCAUCUCAAAAUUCCACUAUGUGAAUGUGCAUUGCUAUGUAUUCAGGACUUGGGAAACAUUUUAUAUUAAUAUUUCCUUUGUUAAGGGUUUAUAAAUGUGCUUAUUAAUGACUAAUAAAUCAUUUUCAAAUGCAUAAUAAAUCAAUGAUUUGCAGUUAUAACAACAUGAAUAAAAGGGGUGACAGUAUGCAAUACCAAAUAGUGAGCCAUAUUAACUCACAUGUUAUAAAUGAUUAAUAACACCUUGUAACCUAUAAAAUAUAUUUUAACAUUAAAUAGACACAUUUGAAGAAUGCUAUUGAGUUGCCAUCAUUAUAAAGCUAUGUAGAUAAAGUUCAGUGUGGUUUAAUGAUCAUCAGGCUUUAUAACGUGAUAUAUUUUGUGAAUGAACAUGAAGACUUGAAAAGUGUUUUUGUGGAGGGCUUUUGGUAACUAGGUCUUGGUAAAUUGGGAUAUCACUCGGAGUAGCAUCAUUCUUUUGACAUCAACGUGACGUGACAACACAUGUGAGUCAAGACAUUACAGUAAUGAAUAUAAACACUAGGCAGACUGUAGCAAAGUGACAUAAUCCCUCAUUUUAAUCUCAUUAUAAAAGUCUAUUGUUGAUGCAUUGUGACAUAAAUCAUGAGUCUGGGCAUUUUAUGUUUUUGAUUAGUGUAAGUAUGCAUCAGUGUAGUUAUUAAGCAUUUAUAACAUGUAUUGCAUGAAAGUUGCCAUUAUAACCAGAUAUUAACCAUUCAUAAUGCAUUUGUAAAUGAACGAUGAGUCAUUAAUGAACCUCUUUUUAAACUGUUAACAAUGGGUACAUUAAUACAAAGUGUUACCUGGACUUCUGAAAAAGCCAAAAAACUGCCAUGGUAUGCAUUUACCCUGAACCUAUU